GUUUGGAAAAGAGACGUCUGGCGAGGUGUAAACCGUAAGAACGUUCAAGGAGUUGAAAGCCAGCAGCCUCUUCUGCAUACUUCAGCAGUGACCGAAGUCUUAGCUUCCUUGGGCAACAAAAUUACCCAGCCAUGGUCCCUCAAAAACAAAAUUGACGUCUCCGGGGCCAGUCCAAGGUUUUGGUACAUAUAUAUAAGAGGGAGCGUAACCUCCCCUGAGGUGUUCAUCGACAGCCACCACAGCCGUCUCACAUAAGAUUUCUCUCACCUCUCGACACCUUCUGCGUUUCCUGUCGCCUCCGGGGAAGACUCCAGUUCUUGGGUUGCUGCUCCGAGACCACCAGGAGAAGGUUCAGUUUAUGGGAUUGUAUCGUCGCUCGUGGUCUGAAGUUCUUGGCACAGAGAUCUCCAGUCCGAGGACACACAAAUUCGACAUGGUUAACAAAAUCCCAGCUCCUUGGGAUGAACAGAAGAAGAACAUGACACUGAAAUCACAAGGCCAAGAACAUCUCUUCUCCAAGGCUACACUGAUGCACUCUGUGAGUUUCAAACAGUGGCGAGGAGGAGAGGAAUCCACAGGUUCAGUUCAGAAUAAGAGCAAACAGAGCCUGGUAAAUGGCAUCCAAGACCGACGCAACUCUGACGCAUUGAGCCCCAAUGUUUCAUCCAGCCCCAAAUGUGAGCUUGAUGCCGCAGCCGUGAAACUUCAAAAGGUUUACAAGAGUUACAGGACCAGGCGAAACCUCGCCGACUGCGCAGUCGUCGUAGAGGAGCUAUGGUGGAAAGCACUGGACUUUGCAUCACUGAAGCACAGCUCGAUAUCAUUCUUCAACGGCGGAAAGCCCGAAACGGCGGCGUCGCGGUGGGCGAGGGCAAGGACAAGAGCGGCUAAGGUUGGCAAGGGGUUAUCUAAGAACGGGAAGGCUCAGAAGCUGGCAUUGCAGCACUGGCUCGAAGCUGUAAGUCACAUGCUACUUAACUCUAGCACUAAACUAAGAUCAGUAGGUACCAGUGUCCUACUGUCUACUGAGAUUGUUGCAGAUUGUUUAUUACUAAUGCUGCCAUUUUAUGCCUUCGGACAGAUUGACCCUAGGCAUCGAUAUGGGCACAAUUUGCAUAUCUAUUAUGAUGUCUGGUCCAGGAGUGAGAGUACGGAGCCCUUUUUUUAUUGGUUAGACAUUGGGGAGGGCAAAGAAAUAAAUCUUGAGAAUUGCCCUAGGAGUAAACUUCAAGGGCAGUGCGUCAAGUACCUUGGACCACAAGAGAGGCAACACUAUGAAGUUGUUAUUGAGGGUGGCAAACUUAUGUUCAAACAAACCGGGGUUCUUGUGCACACUUCGGAUGACUCCAAGUGGAUUUUUGUCCUCAGCACCACAAAGGCAUUCUAUGUUGGCCACAAGAAGAAAGGAUCGUUUCAGCAUUCCAGUUUCCUAGCUGGUGGAGCCAUAACAUGUGCUGGACGAUUGGUGGUCAAAGAUGGAAUUCUGAAGGCAAUAUGGCCAUACAGUGGCCACUACCUUCCAACGGAAGACAACUUCAGAGAUUUCAUUCGCUUCCUACAGGAGAACGACGUUAGCCUCACCGAUGUCAAGAAAUCUGCUAUCGACAAACAGGACGAGUACCCGUUGCUGAGCAACUCUGAGACUCAGCCUGAACAUGUUGAGAAUAACGAUGCAGCAGGUGCCGCUGCUCAAGAUCUGACCGAAGUUGAGAUAGACGGCGUCCUCACCGGCGAGGCAUAUCAUGGAUUGGCCGACCACGGUGACAUGAGCGAUGCUGAGGAAGAUGCCCGCACUCCGGUGGACUCCCACACCACCGACACCGAAGAAGAAGAAGAGGUCAAUAAUAUCUCAGAGCAGCGACCGCCGGCGAGUGUCGAUCGUAGCAAGAACCAUCAGACAUGCCGGUGGUCGACGGGCACCGGUUCACGCAUCCGGUGCGUGCGCGACUACCCGCAGGACCUCCAGUCCAGGGCCCUCGAGCACGUCAACCUCUCGCCCAGGCUCGCCGGCUCGCCGUCGAGGAAGAGGGACCCGGUGCCCUCGCCGCGCCCCAGCCCGGGGAUGAUACUCUCGCCGAGGCUCGCGUCCGUCGGGUUCCAGCCCCGGACGGUGUCUCUCACGCUCCCAGACUUCAAGAGGAGCAGAUUGCAGUGA
Messenger RNA from Triticum aestivum (bread wheat), 2155 nucleotides. RefSeq names its product IQ domain-containing protein IQM1. Lineage: Eukaryota; Viridiplantae; Streptophyta; Magnoliopsida; Poales; Poaceae. The record is from RefSeq and is a predicted model, not a curated record. The coding region runs from base 359 to 2155 and encodes 598 amino acids. The transcript is spliced from 9 exons.